CUAAUCGAAAAUUUUGUAAAACCCUAGGAUGGGAGAGAGCUACGACGGCACCGCAUUGCUACUCGCCAUUCUUGGAUCUGCCGCUGCCGGAUGCGCAUGCGCUGUGGUGAUUCGCUUCACCGCUGGAUUUGUGCUGGCUGUGUGGAGAUCAGUAGCAUGGAUCUUGAUCAGGAAGAAAUCCAGUGUCGCGAGUCAAGCGAAGAAGCAGCAGCAGCAGCACCAUUCUCCUCCGCCGGCUAGAAAGCGGCGAGUUUCUCCCCCUCCCCCUUCUCCUCCUCCUCCUCGUCCUCCAGCGAUCCCCGAUCAGGAGCUUGGGAAGAAGAAGGCAGCGCCACAGGUGAAGCCCAAGGCACGGCCUACUCCUCGGCAUCGUUUGGAACUCAACGCUAUCAAAGGGCAUGUCGAUGCUAUCACAGGCAUUGCAUUCUCGUCCAACAGUCGUGGCCUUGCUACAGCCUGUGCUGACAGAGUGGUGCGCAUUUUCAAGCUGGAUGAUCCCACCAGCAAAAACUUGCAUGUUUUGAGGCUCAAUGUGCCCCUUGGAACAGUUCCUACUGGGGUAGCCUUUGGAGAUGGACAAGGUGCUGCGCAAAUUGUGGUGGCUACUCAGGACAUCAACGGGUCCGGGCUUCUCAUGUUUGGUGCUCCCGAAGGAAAGGGUGCUGCGCAAGCAAGAGAGCAGGGAAAGGUCCCGCCGCCGGAAAUAAAAUGGAGGAAAACGCAAAUCCAUGACCGAAGAAACGUGCUAACUUGUGUUGGCGCUCGUUGCGAAUAUGGAAGUGGUGAUGGCGAGAGUGUCUUGAUCGCCACUUGUUCUGAAGGCACCGACAUCAAGAUUUGGUCAGCAGGGAAUGGCACCUGCGUGAAGACUGUAGACACGAACCAGCUUCAGAACACAAUGGCUACGAUUUCUCCGGACGGCCGCUUCCUUGCCGCUGCCGCUUUCACUGCUGAUGUGAAGAUUUGGGAGAUCGUCUAUGGAAAAGAUGGCCAGGUUCGAGAUGUGGUGAAGGUCAUGCUGCUGAAGGGCCAUAAGAGCGCUGUCACUUGGACGUGCUUCACAUGGGAUUCACAGAAGAUAAUCACAGCGUCGAAAGAUGGUUUCAUAAGAAUUUGGAACAUUAACGUGAGAUACCAGAUGGAUGAAGAUCCCAAAUGUAUCAAAGUCUUCCCGAUUCUAUCGAGCGACAAUGGCUUGUACGAGAAGAUCGCCGUGUCCCCGGACGAUAAAAUUCUCGCUGCCACGCACGGGACAACUCUGACGUGGUUAAGCACUGCCGACGGCCAAGUUCUUGAUACAGCAGAGAACGCACACGAUGGUGAAAUCACUUGCAUUACCUGGGCUCCUCAAAGCGUCUCCACAGAUCAAGGCAAAGUUUUGAUCUUGGCAACCGCGAGCGUGGACAAGAAACUUAAACUCUGGUCGCAGCCCCUUUAAAAUUUUGAGCCCGCGAAAUUCAAACUGACAGUUGAAAUUGACGGCUGAGAUUUAUAAACUGGUGGCUUUAGCGUUCUCGCUAGGGUUUUUCGA
This is a messenger RNA of Selaginella moellendorffii, 1531 nucleotides long. RefSeq lists its product as uncharacterized. The coding region runs from base 29 to 1438 and encodes 469 amino acids. The transcript has 10 exons. Gene Ontology annotation, molecular function: protein binding. The record is from RefSeq and is a predicted model, not a curated record. NCBI's taxonomy places the organism in Eukaryota, Viridiplantae, Streptophyta, Lycopodiopsida, Selaginellales, Selaginellaceae.